This is a messenger RNA of Populus nigra (black poplar), 1758 nucleotides long. RefSeq names its product tubulin alpha-6 chain-like. The record is from RefSeq and is a predicted model, not a curated record. The coding region runs from base 192 to 1544 and encodes 450 amino acids. NCBI's taxonomy places the organism in Eukaryota, Viridiplantae, Streptophyta, Magnoliopsida, Malpighiales, Salicaceae. Gene Ontology annotation, biological process: mitotic cell cycle; microtubule cytoskeleton organization. Gene Ontology annotation, cellular component: cytoplasm; microtubule. Gene Ontology annotation, molecular function: GTP binding; structural constituent of cytoskeleton. The transcript has 5 exons.
GGAAAUAUAGUUUACCCAAGAAGGCAACUUUGUAUAGAGAUAGAGAGAGACUGAGAUCCAAGAAAAAAUCUUGCAUCCUUCUCUCGAUCUAUAACAACGUCAAAGAAACACAGAUAGGGAGACUUUGAGUGUCUAAACAGAGAGAGAGAGAGAGACAAGAGACUGUGAGUGCUUAGAGUCAAGGAAAAAAGAUGAGAGAAAUAAUAAGCAUUCACAUAGGACAAGCGGGGAUUCAAGUAGGCAAUGCUUGUUGGGAGCUUUAUUGUCUUGAACAUGACAUCCAACCUGAUGGAAUGAUGCCUAGUGAUACUUCACCGGGUGCUGCACAUGAUGCAUUCAAUACCUUCUUCAGUGAGACUAGCUCUGGAAAACAUGUGCCUAGAGCUAUUUUUGUUGACUUGGAACCAACUGUUAUUGACGAAGUUAGGACUGGAACUUAUCGGCAACUUUUCCACCCUGAGCAACUUAUGUCUGGAAAGGAAGAUGCUGCUAAUAAUUUUGCUAGAGGACACUAUACAGUUGGGAAGGAAAUUGUGGAUCUCUGUGUUGAUCGAGUGAGGAAGUUGGCUGAUAACUGCACUGGCUUACAAGGGUUUUUGGUGUUUAAUGCUGUUGGUGGUGGAACGGGGUCUGGUUUGGGGUCUUUGUUGUUAGAACGCUUGUCUGUAGAUUAUGGAAAGAAGUCAAAGCUUGGAUUCACCAUUUAUCCUUCUCCUCAGGUCUCAACAGCAGUUGUGGAGCCUUACAACAGUGUACUCUCUACUCAUUCCCUUCUUGAGCACACAGAUGUGGCAGUACUCUUGGACAAUGAAGCUAUUUAUGACAUUUGUCGAAGAUCCUUGGAUAUUGAAAGACCAACAUACACAAAUUUGAACCGAUUGAUAUCUCAAACCAUAUCAUCCUUGACAACUUCAUUAAGGUUUGAUGGGGCCAUAAACGUGGAUGUUACAGAGUUUCAGACCAACCUUGUGCCAUAUCCCCGUAUCCAUUUCAUGCUUUCUUCAUACGCCCCUGUUAUAUCAGCUGAAAAGGCGUACCAUGAGCAAUUGUCAAUUCCAGAGAUCACAAAUGCUGUCUUUGAGCCUGCAAGCAUGAUGGCUAAGUGUGAUCCUAGACAUGGGAAAUACAUGGCCUGCUGUUUGAUGUACCGAGGAGAUGUUGUUCCAAAGGAUGUCAAUGCUGCUGUGGCUACUAUCAAAAGCAAAAGGACUGUUCAGUUUGUUGACUGGUGUCCAACUGGCUUCAAAUGUGGGAUCAACUAUCAGCCACCUACUGUAGUACCUGGGGGUGAUCUUGCCAAGGUUCAGCGUGCUGUAUGCAUGAUCAGCAACAACACAGCUGUGGCCGAGGUGUUUUCUCGCAUUGACCACAAAUUUGAUCUCAUGUACUCCAAGAGGGCUUUUGUCCACUGGUAUGUUGGUGAAGGCAUGGAAGAAGGGGAAUUCUCAGAAGCUCGUGAAGAUCUGGCUGCCCUUGAGAAGGAUUACGAGGAAGUUGGUGCUGAAGGUGUAGAUGAUGAAGAGGAAGGUGAUGACUAUCAAUAAGUUAUUGCCACUUGCAAUAGAAUUCAUCUGGGAAAUGGUUAAGCGUGUGAGGGUUUGGCCACCAACCCGCCCGUCUUACGUUGCCGUUGUUAUGUUUGUGAUGUGUCGCACCACUAUCCUUCUUCUGUAAAAUAGUCAAGACUAUGUCUGUCUUCGUAUUUGAAGUGUAUUUUAUUGUUUCCAGUUUGAUAUUUCAGAAUUAAGUUUCUCAUCA